Molecule: messenger RNA, 5147 nt
Organism: Suncus etruscus (white-toothed pygmy shrew)
Lineage: Eukaryota; Metazoa; Chordata; Mammalia; Eulipotyphla; Soricidae
Gene: CARMIL1
Product: capping protein regulator and myosin 1 linker 1
Exons: 37
Coding region: 110-4225 (1371 amino acids)
Biological process (GO): regulation of Arp2/3 complex-mediated actin nucleation; cell migration
Cellular component (GO): lamellipodium; plasma membrane
Molecular function (GO): protein binding
Source: RefSeq, a predicted model, not a curated record
GAGCCCGCGCGCGAUCGCCGCCGCCUCCCGCCGGGGACCCCUGGGGCGCGCGGCCGGCGCGGGGUGCGGGGGAGGCCGGGGCGCCGCGCACCCCGCACCUGGGGCCACCAUGGCCGAGGAGAGCUCCGCGGUGCCCCGCGAGCUGCUAGAAAGCAUACGGGAUGUUAUUGGCAGGAAAAUCAAGAUUUCGGUGAAGAAGAAGGUCAAGCUGGAAGUGAAGGGAGAUAAAGUUGAAAACAAAGUGCUGGUGCUUACAUCAUGCCGGGCCUUCCUUUUGACAGCUCGAAUUCCCACCAAGCUCGAGUCGACCUUCAGCUACUUGGAGAUUCAUGGCGUGACCUGCCACAAGCCAACUCAGAUGGUUGUGGAGACGGAGAAGUGUGGCCUGUCCAUGAAGAUGGCUUCGCCUGAGGAUGUGAAUGAUGUCUUGGCUCACAUCGGCACCUGCCUCCGGAGGAUCUUCCCCGGCCUGUCCCCACUGAGGAUCCUGAAGAAAGUGUCCAUGGAACCAUCUGAGCGACUGGCCAAUCUCCAGGCUCUGUGGGACAGCCAGACGGUACCCGAACAAGGCCCCUGCGGCGGAUUUUCUCAGAUGUAUGCCUGUGUUUGCGACUGGCUUGGAUUUUCCUAUCGGGAAGAGGUACAGUGGGAUGUGGAUACGAUUUACCUGACGCAGGACACCAGGGAAUUGAAUUUGCAGGACUUUAGCCACCUUGAUCACAGGGACCUAAUACCCAUCAUCGCUGCCCUGGAGUACAAUCAGUGGUUCACAAAGCUGUCCUCGAAGGAUCUCAAACUUUCUAGUGAUGUCUGUGAACAGAUCUUGCGAGUGGUGAGUAGAUCUAAUCGACUGGAGGAAUUGGUGUUGGAAAACGCUGGACUUAGGACAGAUUUUGCACAAAAACUCACCAAUGCUCUAGCGCACAAUCCCAACUCUGGCCUGCACACCAUCAACCUUGCUGGGAAUCCACUAGAGGACCGAGGUGUGUCCUCUCUAAGUAUUCAGUUUGCCAAACUCCCCAAGGGAUUGAAGCAUUUAAACUUGUCGAAAACGUCAUUGUCACCUAAAGGGGUGAACAGCCUUUCUCAGUCACUCAGUGCCAACCCGCUGACCGCUUCCACCCUCAGCCACCUAGACCUCUCAGGGAAUAUUCUCCGUGGAGAUGACCUCUCGUACAUGUACAACUUUCUGGCCCAGCCAAAUGCCAUUGUACAUUUGGACUUAUCCAAUACUGAAUGUUCCUUGGACAUGGUCUGUGGAGCUCUUCUCCGUGGCUGCCUUCAAUAUUUAGCUGUGCUCAAUGUUUCCAGAACGGUUUUCUCUCACCGGAAAGGAAAAGAAGUGCCCCUGUCUUUCAAGCAGUUUUUCAGUAGUUCUUUGGCCCUGGUGCAGAUCAACCUCUCAGGCACAAAACUGUCUCCUGAACCUCUAAAAGCACUGCUGCUGGGCCUGGCUUGCAACCAUAACUUGAAGGGCGUCUCUUUGGAUCUCAGCAAUUGUGAGCUGAGAUCAGGAGGUGCUCAAGUUUUGGAAGGCUGUAUCGCCGAGAUCCACAAUAUCACCAGCUUAGACAUCUCUGACAAUGGUCUCGAAUCGGACCUAUCUACCUUAAUAGUGUGGCUCAGUAAAAACAGAUCAAUACAACACUUGGCAUUAGGCAAAAAUUUUAAUAAUAUGAAAUCCAAAAAUCUGACACCGGUGUUGGACAACUUAGUACAGAUGAUUCAGGAUGAAGAAUCACCCCUGCAGUCCUUGUCCCUGGCCGACUCCAAGCUCAAGACUGAGGUCACCAUCAUUAUUAAUGCCCUGGGAAGCAACACGUCCCUGACCAAAGUGGACAUCAGCGGGAAUGCAAUGGGGGACAUGGGGGCCAAGAUGCUUGCCAAGGCGCUGCAGAUCAACACCAAGCUCAGGACUGUCAUAUGGGACAAGAACAACAUCACUGCACAGGGCUUCCAAGAUAUCGCUGUCGCUCUGGAAAAGAACUACACAUUGAGAUUUAUGCCGAUUCCUAUGUACGAUGCUUCUCAAGCCCUGAAAACGAACCCUGAGAAAACUGAAGAGGCCCUGCAGAAGAUAGAAAACUAUCUGCUUCGAAAUCAUGAGACAAGAAAAUAUCUCCAGGAGCAGGCUUAUCGCCUUCAGCAGGGCAUCGUCACCAGCACCACGCAGCAGAUGAUUGACAGAAUAUGUGUGAAAGUUCAAGAUCACCUCAACUCUUUACGAAAUUGCGCGGGGGACGCUGUUCAGGAAGAUUUAAAAUCUGCAGAGAGGCUCAUGCGUGAUGCUAAGAACUCUAAAACGUUGUUACCAAAUCUGUACCAUGUUGGUGCAUCUUGGGCAGGAGCGAGUAAUUUGUCCUUCAAUCCAAUUCAGGAGACUCUGGAAUCAAUGGCCGGAGAAGUUACCAGAGUUGUAGAUGAGCAACUAAAGGCUCUGCUGGAAUCCAUGGUAGAUGCUGCGGAAGACCUCUGUCCUAAUGUGAUGAAAAAAGCCAACAUUCGCCAAGACCUCAUUCACGCCAGCACCGAAAAGAUAUCCAUCCCCCGGACCUUUGUUAAAAAUGUCCUGCUGGAACAAUCUGGAAUCGAUAUCCUGAACAAGAUUAGUGAAGUGAAGCUGACAGUGGCCUCCUUUCUGGCUGAUCGAAUUGUGGAUGAAAUCCUGGAUGCCCUUUCAAACUGCCACCAUAAACUGGCUGACCAUUUCAACAGGCGUGGCAAGGUCCUUCCUCACCAGGAGUCCUUGGAGAUCGAACUGGCAGAGGAGAAGCCAGUGAAACGCUCUGUCAUCACUGUGGAGGAGCUCACAGAGCUAGAGCGCUUCGAAGAUCUGGACACUUGUAUGAUGACUCCUAAAUCCAAAAGGAAGAGCAUCCAUAGCAGAAUGCUACGACCAGUUUCCAGGGCCUUUGAAAUGGAGUUUGAUCUAGAUAAGGCUCUGGAAGAGGUGCCCAUUCACAUUGAAGACCCGCCUUUCCCAUCCAUCAGACAAGAGAAGCGGAGCUCAGGAUUCAUCUUCGAGUUGCCCUCGGAGGAGGGAAGGAAGCUGGAGCACUUUACCAAGUUGAGGCCCAAGCGGAACAAGAAGCAACAGCCGACUCAAGCAGCGGUCCGGACCAUGAGCCUCGUCUCCCAAGAUGGCGAACAGAAUGGACUUAUGGGGAGAGUGGAUGAAGGUGUAGAUGAAUUUUUCACCAAGAAGGUGACCAAAAUGGAUUCCAAGAAAUUGUCUACCAAAGGCUCCGAGACCCAAGAGUUGGGGGACGGGGGAGAUGAGAAGAAAAAGCGAGAUUCUCGAAAAAGUGGCUUCCUCAACUUGAUCAAGUCCAGAUCCAAGUCGGAGCGGCCCCCCACGGUCGUGAUGCCCGAAGAACCCUCAUCCCCAAAAGGGGUGGCCAGAAGCCCAGCUGCGGAUACCCCGCGCAAGGAGGCCAAGCCGGCUGAGCGCAAUGGCAGUUCUGAGCGGAUAGAGGAGCCCAGGUCCCCUGAUUUCCUGGACGACAGUCUCGGAGAAGAGGGGGGCAGAAUGGAGCGCAAUGACAGCAGGAACAGCCCCCAGGGAGGCCGGCGCUAUGGGGUGCAAAUGAUGGGCAGUGGGCUGCUGGCGGAGAUGAAGGCCAAGCAGGAGAGGCGAGCUGCGAGCGCCCAGAAGAAGCUUGGGAACGAUACAGUCUCCAUGGAUCCUUUCAGCCUGGCCCAGAACACGGAGCGGUUGGAUGGAGGCGGGGCAGUGCCCAAACUGCAUGCAGGGCUUCCAGAGAGCCGCUUUGGUUCGGGGACACCAGAGAAGAACGCCAAAGCUGAGCCCAGAGUGGAGGCGGGCUGCAGGUCCCGGAACACCUCCGCCACCCCCACCAGCCCCAAGCCCCUGCUGCAGUCACCCAAGCCCAGCCUGGCAGCCCGGCCCAGCAUCCCACAGAAGCCGAGAAGCUCCUCGAGGCCGGAGGACAUCCCGGACUCUCCCACUGGUCCUAGUUCACCUAAAGUUGCUCUUCUUCCUCCCAUCCUGAAAAAAACCUCUUCAGACAAGGACAAGGAGAUCCAGAACAGCCCUCAGCCCAGUCCCAGGACUAUCACCCAGGAAGCUUCCAGAGUAAGCUGGGGUUAUCAGGUCCUGGAGAGUCAAGAACAAAAGCUGUGCUCCUCCAAUAGAGAUGGCCUUCAAAGCAGCAAAUCCAGUGACUCUGGGGAAGAAGCGGAAAAAGAUUUUAUUUUUGUGUAGAAGUUACCCCUGGAGAGUCAUCUUGCUCAGGCUGCUUUGUUAGCCACCAGAGAGGAACCAAGACCUCGCCUCGUCUCUUCCUACUUCCUGUCAUCACUCUACUCUUGGUGCUGUUUUGCAAUUUUCUUCUCCUUGAUUUUAUUUUUUUUUUAAAAGCCACAAAAACAGACCCAUUUCUUGGCCAUCCAAGUCCAUUUGUUUGGUCUUCUCCCAAUCCCCCUGUUUCAAAGUUUCCCCUAUUUUUUAGGCUUUCAAUGAAUGCCAGCAGUCCUUCCACGGGCCUUACUUGAAUUUCUCUGUGGCAGCUACAGUGCACUCUACAAGAUGAGUUUAGGGAGGUCAUCGGAGUAACUGGACACACACUCACACCAGCCACACCAGCCAGCUGACUGUGGGGUCUUACUGCGUGUGUGCCUGUGUCAAAUCUGCACUUGACUCGCUAGAGCAAUUUAUUCUUGAUGUAUGCAAUUGCACAUUGUAAUUAUAUUAACAGAGCACACUAAUAAUUUGUAUAAAUUAUAUAUAUUAGAUCUUGGGGUAUGGUCUUUAUGUUCUCCCAUGGGGAAUUUCUUCCUUCCUGAUGUGGAAUUGUACAUUUAAACUUGGUCGAUGACCUUGACGAUACCAUCAGUAAGCACAGUUAGCAGGACAGAGAACCAGACUUGAGUCUACCAUGUGCCCAGAUUAAUGUAUAUAGUUGAUUGGAAUGAGAUUUUAUGAAUAUUUGUGUUUGCGGAAGGCCUAUAAUUUGUCUGCAUAUUAGCUUUUAAUGUGUGAUUUUAAGAAAGAAUACUUUGACACCUGUAAAAAAUUCAAAAUACUACUCUUUUUAAGACAUUUCACAAAUAUUCACUUACAUUACAGGCUGAAGGUAUUUUAUUCACGUGUAUAUUUAUACCAAUAAAAUGAUUUUACAAGUGGA